This is a messenger RNA of Mercurialis annua (annual mercury), 817 nucleotides long. RefSeq lists its product as uncharacterized. NCBI's taxonomy places the organism in Eukaryota, Viridiplantae, Streptophyta, Magnoliopsida, Malpighiales, Euphorbiaceae. Bases 295 to 594 code for a protein of 99 amino acids. The record is from RefSeq and is a predicted model, not a curated record. The transcript has 2 exons.
CUUAAAUAUUUAAACAUUGGUUAUAAAAUAAUUCGAAUUUUUACCAUAUACUCACACUUCAUUUGGAUUUUAUAUUACAUGUAAUUUCACAAUUAAAUGGAUAACCGGAUGAAGGCGCUAGAAGAAAUCAUUUACCUAAGUUUUUAUUAUAUUUUCGUCCCUUGGAUUCAUUUGUAAUUUUGAGUGUCAAAACUUAAAAAUUCAAACUUCCCCCCAAUUUUCUUCUUAUUAAUCUGAAAAGAAAAAUUUCUAGUCUGACUAUCUGAAAAUUCACAUCAGUAAGAGAGAGCUAAAAUGGAGAUAAAAGACGAGGCUGUAAGAUUGGAACUAUGGCGUCGCUGUGCAAAAGCUGCUAUUCUGAUUUACUCUCUUAAAUCUUCUCCUAAUCGCCACUUCAAUUCCUCAAUCGAUCGUGAAAAUGAGGUGGAGAAGGAUUUGCUUGUGAAAGAAAUCAGAGAUUUGAAGAUGAAAUUGGCGAUUGAGAGAAUUAAGAAGAAUAGGAUCAAGCUUUGCAGCUUAACGGAGGUGAUGAUUCAGAUGACGAUCUUGCUGUCGUUUUGCACUCUAUUUUUGGUGCUUGUUUUCCAGUCGUGAUCGAUGUUUUUCAAAUGAUUCUAUUUCUGUUUAACCUAGCUAUUGUUCAUUCGGAAGAUUGAUGUUGAAAUAUGAAGUUUGAAAGCAAAAAGAAAAUUACAGAUCCAUUUUUUCCUGCUGAUGAUUUGACUAGACUCGUGACUCCUGUGAAAAUUGUUAAAGGACGUUGCUGUAAUUCUACUGCACAUUUGCUUACAGUAAUGAUCUUUUUUUCCCUUGAUUA